AUGGCUCUUGGUUGUGGGUACAAGUGUUUGCAAUGUUUGCUAGUUAUUUUCAAUUGUGGAGCAUUCAUAUGUGGUCUCGGGCUGAUUGUGAUUGGUGCACUUGGGCUCCAUUCUGUUGUAAAUCACUGGAAAGACAUUGAACCUCCAUUACAAUCGCUUAUUAUCUUUAUCAUUGUCCUCGGAUGCUUCUUAUUUGUUUUGGGGGCUUUGGGGAUGUUUGGCGCAUGCACGAAGAAUGUUUGUUUAUUAACGACGUACUGUAUUCUUUUAUCGAUUUUGAUAGUUGCCGAAAUAGCAGCAGGAAUAUUUGCUAUAGUGGAAAAGCCCAAGGUCAAAAAACACGUCACUGAUGCGUUAAGCGAAUUCGUAAAAGAGUACUAUCAGGACGAACGUGUUGGAAAAGUUCUCGAUGAAGUUCAACGAAAAUUACAAUGCUGUGGUGCGGAUUCUCCAGCAGAUUAUGGCAUUAAACAACCGAAAUCCUGUUUCAAAGAUGGCAUAAUGUUUACAGAGGGGUGCGUUAAAAAGCGUUUUUCUGUUCGCAUUGGUUCAAAUGGUUUGUCUGGUAUUUGCAAGCCAUUCUUAUUGUGCCUGUCAUCAUCAUCAUCAUCAUCAUCAUCAUCAUCAUCAUCAUCAUCAUCAUCAUCAUCAUCAUCAUCAUCAUCAUCAUCAUCAUCAUCAUCAUCAUCAUCAUCAUCAUCAUCAUCAUCAUCAUCAUCAUCAUCAUCAUCAUCAUCAUCAUCAUCAUCAUCAUCAUCAUCAUCAUCAUCAUCAUCAUCAUCAUCAUCAUCAUCAUCAUCAUCAUCAUCAUCAUCAUCAUCAUCAUCAUCAUCAUCAUCAUCAUCAUCAUCAUCAUCAUCAUCAUCAUCAUCAUCAUCAUCAUCAUCAUCAUCAUCAUCAUCAUCAUCAUCAUCAUCAUCAUCAUCAUCAUCAUCAUCAUCAUCAUCAUCAUCAUCAUCAUCAUCAUCAUCAUCAUCAUCAUCAUCAUCAUCAUCAUCAUCAUCAUCAUCAUCAUCAUCAUCAUCAUCAUCAUCAUCAUCAUCAUCAUCAUCAUCAUCAUCAUCAUCAUCAUCAUCAUCAUCAUCAUCAUCAUCAUCAUCAUCAUCAUCAUCAUCAUCAUCAUCAUCAUCAUCAUCAUCAUCAUCAUCAUCAUCAUCAUCAUCAUCAUCAUCAUCAUCAUCAUCAUCAUCAUCAUCAUCAUCAUCAUCAUCAUCAUCAUCAUCAUCAUCAUCAUCAUCAUCAUCAUCAUCAUCAUCAUCAUCAUCAUCAUCAUCAUCAUCAUCAUCAUCAUCAUCAUCAUCAUCAUCAUCAUCAUCAUCAUCAUCAUCAUCAUCAUCAUCAUCAUCAUCAUCAUCAUCAUCAUCAUCAUCAUCAUCAUCAUCAUCAUCAUCAUCAUCAUCAUCAUCAUCAUCAUCAUCAUCAUCAUCAUCAUCAUCAUCAUCAUCAUCAUCAUCAUCAUCAUCAUCAUCAUCAUCAUCAUCAUCAUCAUCAUCAUCAUCAUCAUCAUCAUCAUCAUCAUCAUCAUCAUCAUCAUCAUCAUCAUCAUCAUCAUCAUCAUCAUCAUCAUCAUCAUCAUAUGCUAGCAGUAAUAAAUGGCGGAAUUUUGUGACGUCAUGA
This is a messenger RNA of Schistosoma intercalatum, 1617 nucleotides long. NCBI's taxonomy places the organism in Eukaryota, Metazoa, Platyhelminthes, Trematoda, Strigeidida, Schistosomatidae. The record is from the annotation of a GenBank genome assembly.